Messenger RNA from Lecanosticta acicola, 810 nucleotides. Lineage: Eukaryota; Fungi; Ascomycota; Dothideomycetes; Mycosphaerellales; Mycosphaerellaceae. The record is from the annotation of a GenBank genome assembly.
AUGGCGUCUAUACUUCGCCCAACGGCAAAUCGACAGGUCCACCUUCUAAUCACGCCGCGACUCUCAAACCUCGGGGAAUCGCGAGAAGUCCUACGCCUAAUCUCCCAAUUCGGCGAAGUCGAAUACUUCAAGAGCCUGAAAUACGAUCCCCUCACCGCCCCGAAUGCCGCUCUGGUGGUGUUCAAGGAUGAAGAAGCAGCCCGGCACUGCGUGCACAAGAGUCCGAUUCGAUUCAGGAUGGGCAAGGCCCCGGUCGAGAAGCAGAAGCAGCAAGAACCCGAAGCAGUGAAACGCACAUCACGCACCAGCAAGGCAGCAACCCCGUCCAGCACCGAAGCGCCGACAACGACUUUCUCGCCGUUCGGCGUCUCCCAGUCGCGAUCCAUGUCGACGACGACGACGACGACGACGACGACGACGACUCCCAUCCCCCGUGCGCCCUCACAACAACAACAACAACAACAACCAGAACGCAUGCCCUUCCAAGCCCCCCCACCGCCAAUGCGCGAAUCGCGCAUCUUCCAGAUCCGCGCGAACCCCGCACGGAUCAUCUUCCGAAAUCACAUUGAAUACGGACACUACUAUGGGAAUUUCGCGCUGGAUACGAAGAGCGUGCCGCAGACGGAUCUGAUGCGAUCGGUUCCCGUGGCGGGGCUUUCGUGUGUGGAUUGGCGGGCGGAGGAUCGGCCGUGGAGGAUUGCGACUGAGGAGAGGAGGGGGGAGAGGACGGGGCCGGGGAGGAGGAAGAGGUUGAGGGAGCUUUAUGAGGAGGGGCCUUCGAAAGGAGAAGAAUUCGGGGAGGAGGCGUGA